UAUUGAUUGCAGGUUAACACACUGAGCAGCAGUAUUGAUUACCACCUUCUUUUAUGCCGGAAUCAGAACAGUAAUUCUUUUAUUACUGUCAUCUAAUUAGCAGCAAUAUGAAUCCAUUAAUAAUUAGAAAUGCAUUGCUGUCUCUGGGUACAUUCUAGGACUUUGCUUUUGAACAACCCAAAAUGGAGUAAUUUGCUGAAUUGUAGCUUCAUGCAGAGCUGCAGGUGAUCUACAGAAUGUGUGUUUGUGUCUCAGAGGAGGGCGGUUAAAGCAUGUGUGUUUCAGCAAAUACUGUCUGGUAGCAGCUGGGCAGGGCAGGACUCACGGGCCAAUGACAUCAUCCACGAAGAAGGAGAGACAGUCAAAAGCGCACAAGCAAUCUCUCCUCAGGCAGCAAGAGGAAGCUGGCCCGCUCAGAGCAGGAGGCGGAGAGCAGCAGCAGCAGCAGCAUGAGAGCAGGACAAUGUCUGAGAGGCGGAGGUGUACACAGCGCUGAGCUGACUUUGACAAGAAUAUAGGACGCGGUCUGGGAAUUGUUCUUUUGUUUUCCUCUCCUCUUUCAUCACUCCAUCCCUCCCCCUCCCCACUCCCCACUUCCCUUUCACCUCCAUCCUCUGAAAGUUAUCCCCUCUCUGAGCUCCUGCUUCAGGCGGCUCCUCCGGGCAUGCUCCUUAAGCCAAAGUAUGACCGCUUUCGCAACGAGUCUGUAACCUCCUCUGACGACCUGAUGCAGAGCUUAACCAUGAGCAGCAAAGUCGUGGCCACACCGGGGGUCUCCUCCUCCGCACAGAGUCUCCCCCUGCCUCCUUUGCCUCCUCUGGAUCCCAGCGCCAGGUCCUCCUCCUCCUCGGUUGGGGCAGCAGCCCUGGCAGACUCCCCCUGCCUGGAUGGGGAGCAGGAGGCCACCACAACCUUCUGCAUGCUCAUCCCCAAGAUGCCUCAGUGGAAGUUCUCCAACUCCUUGCUCAGCAGAAGCCCAUCAAGCUCUAGCAAGGACUCAACCAAGACAGCUUCUUCCCAGGCCUCAUCUUCAUCAACAUCAAACAGGACCAGUGGGGCGAGCUCGGCCAGCGGCCCCGUGGCCAGCCUUGCGGCCGUACUUAACUCCUGUGACCCUGUCUGUGUCACCCCCUGUUCUCUGCAGGCCAUCCGAGGGCAGCGGGGGGUAACGCAUGCUGCAGCCUCUGGAGGUCCGGCAGGACAUGGAUUUGGGGUCGCAACAGAGGUCAUGGUGAGCCCUGGUGUCUCCAGCAGCUCCAGGUCAGGAAUGAACCGCAGGACAAGGGUGGAGGGCAUGUGGCUGGGGGGAGAUGAGCUCCACACCAAGGGCAGCUUCAUUCACAAGCCCUCUCAGGGUUGGCUGCACCCAGACAAGAAAAUUGUGGGACAAGGAGCUUCUUACAUUGUUAGGUAUAUGGGUUGCAUUGAAGUGCUGAAGUCGAUGCGUUCCCUGGACUUCAACACACGGACUCAGGUGACAAGGGAAGCCAUCAACAGGCUUUGUGAGGCAGUGCCUGGUGGAAAGGGGGCUUGGAGGAAGAAGACUCCAAACAAAGCUCUACAGUCAGUCAUGGGAAAGAGUAACCUGCGAUUUGCGGGCAUGAACAUUGCUGUCAACAUUUCUGUAGAUGGCCUUGGACUUCUCGUCCCAACUACACGACAGGUGAUUGCACACCAUCCCAUGCAGUCCAUCUCAUUUGCCUCUGGAGGAGACACAGACACGCCAGACUAUGUUGCAUAUGUAGCCAAAGAUCCAGUAAAUCAAAGGGCAUGUCACAUCCUGGAGUGUUCGGAUGGCUUAGCCCAGAGUGUCAUCAGUACCAUUGGCCAGGCUUUUGAGCUGCAGUUCAAACAGUAUCUACACAGCCCUCCUAAAACCAUGUCUUCUGUUGAGAGGCCUGCCAGGACAGAGGAGCCGGUGUGGGGUGAGGACGAAGAUGCAUCAGAGCAUGAUUACUACAACAGCAUUCCUGGGAAGGAGCCUCCUGUUGGGGGAGUCGUGGACUCUAGGCUGAGGCCCACUGGGGCCCUGCUGGGUCACAUCCACACCCAGCCACAGAGCAAGACAGCAACUCAGAUGGGCUCUCAGGCCAGGAGAGAGCAGGGAUCUUAUCCACUCGGUCAACUCUGUUAUGAGCUUCAUUGGGACACUGAGACCACCUGUGGCUCAGAUGGUUACUUGUGUGCUGAUGGUCAGCCACCAGGCAGCAAGGACUAUGAAGAGCACCAAUACGUAAACACACAAAGUCUGGAAAACCUUGAAUCUUUUACACAUGGAGCAGAUGGACAUAAAGGGGCUAGACCACAUGAUAGUCCCAAAAAGGACCUCUUUGAUAUGAGGCCCUUUGAGGAUGCCCUAAAGCUCCAUGAGGCAUGUGGAGGAGCUGCUGGCUCCGGUGUAUUAGUGGGUUCUGGUUCUCAGGUUGGAGGUGUUCGAAACAUUGAGGAUCAGUGGCCCAGCCCGCCUAGACGCAGAGCCCCCGUGGCCCCAAACGAGGAGCAGCUACGCCGGGAAACGUGGUACCACAGUCGCAUGAGCCGGAGAGACGCAGAGAAACUCCUGGUUCGAGAUGGGGACUUCCUGGUCCGUGAGAGCACCACCAACCCAGGGCAGUACGUGCUAACAGGCAUGCACUGUGGCCUGCCCAAACACCUGCUGCUAGUGGACCCGGAAGGCGUAGUCCGAACUAAAGACAUGUUGUUUGAGAGUAUAAGCCAUCUUAUAACGUACCACUUGAAGAACGAGCUGCCAAUUGUUGCAGCAGAAAGUGAGCUUCAUCUUAAACAAGCUGUCCGCAGGAAACAAUGAACCACCCGGGUUGUUGUGAGAUGCUGAAUUUGUCUGGACUUGGGCAACAUUUGGCCUAAAAACUGAACAGAUGAUUUUUUUCAUCCUGAAAGAAUACAUACUUUUUUUUUUGCCUUGAACAUACUUCCCAUGAAAGUGCAGGAUCAAGUCAAGCUCCUUCUUUCCUCUGGCUGUCAGCAGCCAGAAUCCAGAAUGCCACAUCAUGAAAAAUCUAACAAGUGCUUCCAGUAAUCCACGACCACAUUGUUACCGGCCAUUCUUUCUGCCAACAAUGAACAUGACCAGAGGAAAAACUGAAACCGAUUAUCUGUCACAGAUAUCAACUCAAAACAUGUCAGCCUUCAGAUUGAGAAGCAAAUUUCUUCAAAUAUGCAGGAAAUGACUGCAGGUUUGUGUGUCUGAGAGGCAACAGAAGGCCGUCUCUCUCUUCGGGAUGCAAAGACUUACUAUUUCUACAUCGGUCUCCAGUAUCUGAGAAGGCACAAAGGAGAAACACUGAUGACGGUGUUCGAUGUAUGAGCUGCACACGCUUUUGUACUUUAUAUUUUGCCACAGUAUCAGCAAAACAUGAAGCUUUUCCACAUUUUCGUCAAUUAACGUAUGUGGUCUUGUUUGCUGUUUGUAAGGAGUUGAUCGCAGUGCAAUGAACUUACACAAGCCUGUGACCGGGCAGACUUUCCUCUGCGAUGAAUCCUCUAUCCUGAAUCAAAGCUAAUGUCUUCAUUUCUAACUAACUGUGCAGGUACAUCUCAAUGAAUUGGAAUAUCAGAAAUAAUUCAAGUCUUUAAUACAAUUAAGAGUGAAAUUUAUAUAUUCCAUAGAUACAUCAUCAUCACACAGUGACAUCUCCUAAGUAUUUAUUUAUGUUAAUCUUAUUGAUUAUGUUACGUCUACUUAAGUCCCAAAAAUAUGCUUCCUAGAAAAACAAUCUAAAUAUUGCCAAUUUUUAAAAAAAGAAUAAACUACAACCAAGAAAUGUUAUAUUGCGACCAUGUUGUGCCCUCUAGAAUGAUGGGAUAGGUGAGAACACUGACAUGACCAGCAGAAGAAUAAGUCACAAAAAGUCACUGCUAAAGAAGCUGGCUGUUCAUAAAGUGCCGUAUCCAAGCACAUUAUUGGAGACUUCAGUGAAGGUAACACACAGGUGAAUCACAGGACGGUGAAUAUGACUCGUAUUCAACUGGCUCCUGCAACAGUGACAUACGAAGGGUCAUACUAAAGAGGAAAGGCACUGGACUGUCGGCUCAGUGGUCCAAAGUCAUCAUUUUAGAUGAAAGUAAAUUGUUAUUUUCAUUUGAAAAUGUAGGCUCCAGAGUCUGGAGGAAGAGUAAAGAGACACAGCCAUCAGCUGGUGUUGCUCCACUGUGUUUUUUCAAGUUCAAAAUCAACGCAGCCGUCCGCCUAGCAAGGAAUUUUAGUCUCCCCUCCACUUAUAAAGUGUAAAGAAAUGCUGAUUUCAUUUUUCAGGAGAAUUUGGCAACUGCGUACAAAAGUACCAAUACCUGCUUUAGUGACCGUGGUAACACUUGGCUUAUUUGGGCAGACAACUCUCCUUACCUGAACCUCAGAGAAAGGUUCAAGUCAGGAGUCUCACUUUUUGAAUUGAAUAACUAAAUUAAAGUUUUAAUUCCAUUACUUGUUGAGAGGUACCUGCAUGUAUUUUUCCCAGUGCCUUAAUAACUACACUGGCAGGCAUUUGUCUCAGUGUACAUAAUGUGCAGUUCUGCACUCAUUGCAAAAAGACUACAUUUUCUUCUCAUGCCAAUGAAAAGAUAAACAAAGUUCAGGAUAAUUAAGCUGUUAUAUUUGUAAACAGUGAUGUAAGCUGCUCCCGUUUUCUGCUAGAUAAUCACAGCUGAUUUUAUUAUUAAGCUUUUUUGUGAGAUCCUCAGAAAAGAUGUCCUUUCCUUUCACCGAUUGCUUUUCUCUGCAGUGAUUGGACGUAAAAUAGUGAUGAGGAUGUGCAAUCCCUCCGUUUGUCCCGGCUCAGGAAAAUUUGGUACUUUAAUGAUCAUGUCUGUGUCCACGUCUUUGUAUUUAAGCUAAACAGGUUUGUGUUGUUUCUUCAGAGCACACCAGGAAGUGGCUCAUUACAUCUGUGUCACUGUAGUACUUUUUGGAGUUGUUUUUUUUUUCUUUUUUUCUGUGUACCAAGGACAAGUAAAUUACAUAAAUCUUUUGAUGAGAUCAGUAUGUGAAUGUUUGUUAAUGCUUUUUCCUCCCUUUUGCGUUCUCAGGAAUUUCUCAAAAAAAAAAAAAAUCCCUUCUUCACUAUUAUGUUUAGUCAAUAAAAUAAAUUAUGAAAGGGUACAGAUAAAAUAGUGUGUUUUUAAUCGUGACUCCUUAACUUUCUUCUUUGACGGA
This is a messenger RNA of Poeciliopsis prolifica (blackstripe livebearer), 5173 nucleotides long. RefSeq names its product SHC (Src homology 2 domain containing) transforming protein 2 (gene shc2). The transcript has 13 exons. Gene Ontology annotation, molecular function: receptor tyrosine kinase binding. NCBI's taxonomy places the organism in Eukaryota, Metazoa, Chordata, Actinopteri, Cyprinodontiformes, Poeciliidae. Gene Ontology annotation, biological process: intracellular signal transduction; cell surface receptor protein tyrosine kinase signaling pathway. Gene Ontology annotation, cellular component: plasma membrane. The record is from RefSeq and is a predicted model, not a curated record. Bases 665 to 2809 code for a protein of 714 amino acids.